Paecilomyces variotii is the source of this 880-nucleotide messenger RNA. RefSeq lists its product as hypothetical. The record is from RefSeq and is a predicted model, not a curated record. NCBI's taxonomy places the organism in Eukaryota, Fungi, Ascomycota, Eurotiomycetes, Eurotiales, Thermoascaceae. The transcript has a single exon. Bases 253 to 660 code for a protein of 135 amino acids.
GCCUGAAUGCCGAUCCCUAGCUACAGAGAGCUUAUAUACCUGCUCCUGUCUAGUCACCUUCUGAUCUUACUCGAGUCCAACCUAUUUCCAAAUAAUAUUGAAGCAGUGAAUUGCCGUUGGUUUCAUUUUGUCCCUGGGUCCCCUGGAUUCUGCUGUGUAAUUCCUACCUCAGUGAACCUGUGAGGCUGUGUGAGCACUCUAUGAACUAACCGGUUACUAGACAUCUAAUAUCCACUUCAAGCUCGAUUAAGAAUGGCCCCCUCCUCCCGCAUCUCUCAAUCCCGCGGCAUUCGCAUUAUCACGAGUGCCCUUGGUACCGUUUGCCUUGGGCUCGGUAUCACAGACAUCAUCCGGCCCCAAGACGGACUCGCGCUUCUCGAAUUCCACUCUCUCCCUUCGAGCGCAGACCAGAGACUUUCGAACGCCUUGAUGUCCAUGGUUGGUGUGCGCGAUCUCUUCAUGGCUUCGGCCAUUUAUGCUGCGUCUUAUUUUGGUACCAGUAAGACACUCGGUUGGAUCCUCUUCGCUAGCGGUGGGGUGGCAUUCGGGGAUGGGAUGAUCGCCCGCGCAAAUGGCCUGAAUUUCUUGAAUCAUUGGGUUUUUGUACCAAUUGCAGGGGUCCUAGGGAGUGUUUUGCUUGGAGCUUUUGACAAGUCAUGAAAAUGGGUUAUAAGCGCCAAGAAUUCAUAAGUAGAUGGCGUUAAAUUGAUCAUCGAUCAAAUCUUCUUCGUCGACAAAACUUGGACUGAUAUUCCAGACUGCUGCACCCCUUUUUAUCUGUAUGCAGUCCAUGAGGGACGCUGCCACAGGGUGGUAUAAUUCCAGAUCUAGAGCGGAAAGGGAAUCGAUUUGAAUAUUGCGAAUAUUUGCUAUCUAGAUG